AUGGCUCAAAAACCCAGAUGGGGCGAAUUGGAGGAAGAAGCUAAUGGUGGUGACUAUGACUAUUUGUUGCCGCCGAAACAGCGCGCCAUGGAGAGGCGUUCUUGGCCUAAGUUCGGUGAUGCCGUUCAAGAGGACGUCGGUGCCAAACUCACCAUGGUUUCUACCGAGGAAAUCAUCUUUGAGCGACCAAGGGCUCCAGCUCUGCUGAAGCAACAAGGUGCUUUUGCCAAAGGUCAGACAAAAACGGCUCCUGUAGAGGAGGAAGUUCCACCUUUGCAUGGAGAAAAUGGAAAAAUUGAGGUAUGGCGUAUUGAUGGUGAAGAAAAGACGGAAUUACCCAAGGAGGAUAUUGGAAAAUUUUACAGUGGAGAUUGCUAUAUUUGUCUUUACUCCUACCAUUCUGAUGAAAAGAAAGAAGAUCACUACCUUUGUUGUUGGAUUAGGAAGGAUAGCAUCCAGGAGGACCAAAAAACAGCUGUUCAACAAACUACUUCAAUGUUCAACUCUAUAAAAUGCCAUGUAUGA
Molecule: messenger RNA, 525 nt
Organism: Lactuca saligna
Lineage: Eukaryota; Viridiplantae; Streptophyta; Magnoliopsida; Asterales; Asteraceae
Source: the annotation of a GenBank genome assembly